AUGACAGACCUGAAACUAACAUCACGCCGGUGUCCGCGCAUGCGCAUGCUUGUUGUUUUUGUCAAUGGUAGGACCACUACCGACAGCUCUCUCUAUCUCUAUCUUUCUCUCUUUCACUCUUUCACAUCCUUUCUAUCUCUUUCUUUCUCUCUCUCUCUCUCUCUCUCUCUCUCUCUCACUUCAGUUGCCUCAAGUAAAUUUGAUGCUAUCUAUCUAUCUAUCUAUCUAUUUCAGUCCCUGCUUUCUUUCUUCCUACUUUAUCUAUCUAUCUAUCUAUCUAUCUAUCUAUCUAUCGGAUCAUCCCUUAAUUUCUACGACCUGAUAUCUAUCUAUCUAUCUAUCUAUCUAUCUAUCUAUCUAUCUAUCUAUCAGAACUUAUGGGAUGACCUGAUAUCUAUCUCUUCCUCUCUUUCUCUAUCUUUCUUUCUUCCUUUCUAUCUAUCCCUCUCCAUUUCUUUCUUUCUAUCUAUAUAG
Messenger RNA from Acanthosepion pharaonis, 474 nucleotides. Lineage: Eukaryota; Metazoa; Mollusca; Cephalopoda; Sepiida; Sepiidae. The record is from the annotation of a GenBank genome assembly.